UAUUUUUAUAUUAAAUAAAGAUUUGAAUAUUAAUUUAAAGCUUUCGAUAUAAUAACCGAAUUUUUGUGAAAUUAAUAUGACGAAAUGUCUGAUAUUUAAAUAAAUUUCUUUGAUUUUAUCAAACGUCAAACUUCAAUUGGUCAUUGAAGAGUCACGUUUCGCGAUACAAUCACAUAAACAGGUUUGAGACACUUUCGCGGAUUCUUAGAAAUCAGUUUUGAGAUUAGGUUAACAUAACCUGAAACAUAAAAGAUGACGGUUGAAUUAUCAGCAGUACCACUUGUUUCUUUAUCCGUCCAAAGUAAAUGUGUUAUUUCGUCAUUAUUAAAUCCUCCGAAAAUUUUGCCUUCUGAAAAUGGAUUACCAAGAGAUUGGAGAGGCCUCGCGCACGUUUGCAAAUUAAGUGGAGAAAUAAUACCACUAUUGACGUCACAUCCAGAUCCAACUGCAUAUAUUUUAACAGCUUGGCAACAGCAAGAAAAAAAUAUUACGCUGAAGGAUUUACAGACGGUGUUGGAAGAAAUUGAACGAUGGGAUAUCUUAGACGAUACAUCAAAACUUUUUGAGAAAGAUGGUGAAAGAUAUCUAGAACAAUUGAAAAGGUCUCAGACAUCGGCUGAAGUAAUUUCAAAUGACAUUGAUGAAAAGGUCCUUACUAUAGAUGACAUUCAUAGACUAAGACAAGGAUUAGAAAAUCAAUAUUAUGAUGCUUUCUUAUUGUAUGCCAAUGAAGAUGUUAAUUGGGCCACUGAAAUGUUGGAAAAAUUGGAAAAUAAAUAUAACUUGAAGCUUUGUGUAAAAGAUCGGGAUUUAAUUGCUGGAGUUACAUUCGAACAUGAAGCCGUAAUGACUUUGAUAUCAGAACGCUGUAAUAGACUAAUUGUUCUAAUAUCAAACAAUUUUUUAAAAAGCCCAGCAAACAAAUUCUUUUUGAGCUAUGCUCAAGCAUUAGGCAUUGAUAAACGACAAAGGAAAGUUAUACCAUGUUUGUAUGAAAAAUGCAAAUUGCCACCACAGCUACAAUAUAUGUUUGUAUUAGAUUAUAACAGAGUGGGUUUGUAUGACUUCUGGGGAAAAUUAAGAGACUCUGUACAAGUUGUAAAUAAAGUAGAAGAAAAUACCAACAUUGUUCCUGUGAAAGAUUUCAGCAACUUCGAUGCGAAUAAUGAAAGUAAAAAAGAUAAAGAAAGUACAAAAGAAUCUUUUGAAGUACAAAAGCCUCACCUUCAAAAUAAUAAAGAAAUGCUUAAUAUAAAAGAGAAUCCAAAAAUUCCUAAAUUUGACAAUGUUCAUAAGUUGAAAGAUAAUGACAAUUCCAAAGAUAAUUUUUUACAAUGGACAAAAAGGAAUUUUUUACAGUGGUCCAAAAAAGAAAAUAAUAGAAAGGAGUAUGUACCAAUUUCAGAGACUGUUAGUUUACCAUCUAUCGGGGAUCUGGAUACAUUGAGUACAUCAACAGAGUUAAUAGAAGAAAAGAAUAAAAUAAAAUUUAUAAAUAAAUAUGUAAAAAAAGUACAGUUAAAAAAGAUACUUAUCAAAUCAUAAAAGAGUAUAUCUUAUUAAUGUAUUUCUGUUUAAUAUGUGAAAAACAAAAUAUAUGUAAUUAUGUUAUAUUUAAUAAUAAUUAAGUAUAUACUUGUUAAGUCUUUAAUAAAAU
Molecule: messenger RNA, 1657 nt
Organism: Bombus pyrosoma
Lineage: Eukaryota; Metazoa; Arthropoda; Insecta; Hymenoptera; Apidae
Gene: Myd88
Product: myeloid differentiation primary response protein MyD88
Exons: 6
Coding region: 253-1545 (430 amino acids)
Biological process (GO): defense response to Gram-positive bacterium; Toll signaling pathway; positive regulation of canonical NF-kappaB signal transduction
Cellular component (GO): plasma membrane
Molecular function (GO): Toll-like receptor binding; TIR domain binding
Source: RefSeq, a predicted model, not a curated record